AUGUUCUCACGAACGGCUCAGCCUGCCCGGACUCUGCUUCGCAGCGCUUCCGUGGCUCCCUCCGUCGCUGGUUCCAUUCCUGCACGAUCCUUCGCGACGGUGCAGUCGGAUAUCUUCAAGCCGACCAAGUAUGGUGGCAAGUAUACGGUGACGCUGAUUCCCGGCGACGGCAUUGGUGCCGAGGUGGCCGAGUCGGUCAAGACCAUCUUCAAGGCCGACAACGUCCCGAUUGAGUGGGAGCAGGUCGAUGUCAGCGGUGUGGACACGGGCAACAAGCAUUCGGAGGAGCUGUUCAAGGAGUCCAUCGCAUCUCUCAAGCGCAACAAGCUGGGUCUGAAGGGUAUCCUGCACACCCCCGUGGAGCGGUCGGGCCACCAGUCGUUCAACGUCGCGCUCCGUCAGGAACUGGACAUCUACGCAUCCAUCUCGUUGAUCAAGAAUAUCCCGGGCUACCAGACACGCCACAACAACGUCGACUUGUGCAUCAUCCGUGAGAACACCGAGGGCGAGUACUCCGGUCUGGAGCACCAAUCGGUCCAGGGCGUGGUCGAGUCUUUGAAGAUCAUCACCCGCGCCAAGUCCGAGCGCAUUGCCAAGUUCGCCUUUAGCUUCGCGCUCGCCAACAACAGGAAGAAGGUCACCUGCAUCCACAAGGCCAACAUCAUGAAGCUGGCCGACGGUCUCUUCCGCAGCACUUUCCACAAGGUCGCCGAGAACUACCCCACUCUGGAGGUGAACGACAUGAUUGUGGACAAUGCCUCCAUGCAGGCCGUUUCGCGUCCCCAGCAGUUCGAUGUGAUGGUCAUGCCCAACCUGUACGGUGGUAUCCUUUCCAACGUCGGUGCCGCCCUUGUUGGCGGCCCCGGUGUCGUCCCCGGCUGCAACAUGGGCCGCGACGUUGCUGUCUUCGAGCCCGGCUGCCGUCACGUCGGCCUGGAUAUCAAGGGCAAGGACCAGGCCAACCCUAGCGCCAUGAUUCUGUCUGGCUCCAUGCUUCUGCGCCACCUGGGUCUGGAUGACCACGCCAACCGCAUCUCCAAGGCGGUUUACGAGGUGAUCGGUGAAGGAAAAUCGCGGACUCGCGACAUGGGCGGCAAUGCCACCACUCACGAGUUCACCCGCGCUGUUCUGGACAAGAUGGAGGCGGCUCUGUAA
Messenger RNA from Penicillium lagena, 1155 nucleotides. RefSeq names its product isocitrate dehydrogenase (NAD(+)) IDH1. Gene Ontology annotation, cellular component: mitochondrion. NCBI's taxonomy places the organism in Eukaryota, Fungi, Ascomycota, Eurotiomycetes, Eurotiales, Aspergillaceae. The transcript has 4 exons. Gene Ontology annotation, biological process: isocitrate metabolic process; tricarboxylic acid cycle. The record is from RefSeq and is a predicted model, not a curated record. Gene Ontology annotation, molecular function: magnesium ion binding; isocitrate dehydrogenase (NAD+) activity; NAD binding. Bases 1 to 1155 code for a protein of 384 amino acids.